Messenger RNA from Phymastichus coffea, 8650 nucleotides. RefSeq names its product cyclin-T. Gene Ontology annotation, molecular function: cyclin-dependent protein serine/threonine kinase activator activity. Gene Ontology annotation, biological process: positive regulation of DNA-templated transcription, elongation; regulation of transcription by RNA polymerase II. The record is from RefSeq and is a predicted model, not a curated record. Lineage: Eukaryota; Metazoa; Arthropoda; Insecta; Hymenoptera; Eulophidae. Gene Ontology annotation, cellular component: nucleus; cyclin/CDK positive transcription elongation factor complex.
GAAAAAAAUACAUUAUAAUAAUUAACUGUUAAAAAAAAAAAACGAUCACUGAAAAUCCAUUUUUUAAAUUGCCGCGCAGAACUACGAUAUCACUGAGCUAAUCAAAAUAGCGACUAAUAACCCAUAAAAAUAGAAUAAAAAUGAGCAAUUUAUGUUAUCGAAGACAUUAGAAAAUCGUAGCAUAAUAAGCACAAACGUUAUCGAGAAUUAGUUUGGCAAAAAAUGCAGAAAAAAAAUCGCUAAUUUGACGCGAGUUGUGAGGAAGAAGGCCGCGACGUGGCCAUUUUGGCUGGUGCUAGGUGUGCUGUGGCCGUGGGUGAGCAUAUCGGAUCGCUCGCGUUUUCUGUGGUAAAAUAAUUGGCGUCGCGCGCGCGAAAGACAAUUAAAAAAAUCCUCCUCGCGCACGCGACCCACCACCUCUCAACAAAUCUUCGUGUGUCCACGUGCGGCUGCUCUGAGCCGUGCAAUAUCAAAGAGAAAAGAAACGAGCGCAAGACGAUCGAGGACCCAACACGACGACGCCCAGACACGAGCACCUUCAUUGAUUGUCGCAGCACCUCAUCUCGUUCCCCCACAGAGAGAGAUUCGAGAGUGAGAGAAAAAGAAAGAGACAGACACACGGUCGAAGCGUCAGUAACGCAAGGAACGAGCGAGCUGAAGUUGGCGUUGUUUCGCACGUAGUCGAACCGAUAUAUGUUGAUCGGUCGGCAGCGUCGAGAUCUAUCGAGCGGCCGUAGUAGUGUGACGAAGUUGGCCGAGGACGUGGUGGCUGCUGGUGCUACGACGUCGUCGACCUCGUCGUCGUCCAUCUGCAGCAGCGGUCCUGCGGUUAGUCUCCUGCGUGAACUUAAAUGGCCCGACGAACGAUGGUACUUCACCAAGGAGCAGCUGGCCAACUCACCGAGCCGCCGUUGCGGCAUCGACGGCGACAAGGAACUAAGCUACAGGCAACAGGCCGCCAACUUUAUCCAGGACAUGGGCCAGCGCCUCACUGUGUCUCAAUUAUGCAUAAACACAGCUAUAGUGUAUAUGCACAGAUUCUACGUUUUCCACUCGCUGACACACUUCCAUAGAAAUGCCAUUGCUGCAGCAGCUCUGUUUCUAGCUGCAAAAGUAGAAGAGCAGCCAAGGAAACUUGAGCACGUUAUCAAAGUCGCGCACAUGUGUCUUCAUAGGGAUGCACCACUACUUGACACCAAGACGGAUCAAUACUUAGAUCAAGCUGCAGAUCUAGUAUUUAAUGAAAAUGUCUUGCUGCAAACAUUGGCCUUUGAUGUGGCCAUUGAUCACCCACAUACACAUGUUGUCAGGUGCUGCCAUUUAGUAAAAGCUAGCAAGGACUUGGCUCAAACAUCGUACUUCAUGGCAUCAAACAGUUUACACCUGACCACGAUGUGUCUGCAAUACAAACCAACAGUAGUGGCUUGUUUCUGCAUUCAUCUGGCUUGUAAAUGGUCUAACUGGGAGAUACCAAUGAGCAAUGAAGGCAAAGAUUGGUUUUGGUACGUUGACAGAAGUGUUACGUGGGCCCAACUUUCACAGUUAACAGCAGAGUUUUUACACAUUUUCGAUAAGUGUCCUUCAAGGCUCAGACGAAAAAUCCGCAGCAUAUCGGCUAAUCAGAGCCCAAACAUGCCUCAUCCUGUGAAUUCUCCUUUUGAGUCGGAACCUCGCAAAGUGCAAUCGCCUGUUCACGCUGACGGGAUCAAUUUCACUUCUAGUAGACCGUUCAAGACUGAAGAAACAGAUGGUAACAAAGCCAAGCCAAGCACCUCUUCUGGCCGCACGACUGUUGGUCUGGAUGAUUACCGUGAGAAACGCGAACGUAUGAAUAUGGAGCGAGAGAAAGCAGCCGCGAGAGCAUCGACGUCUGCGAUGAAUGCCGUUCCUGACCGUCAUCACACAUCAUCGCAUCAUCACAAGAUGGGUGCGUCCAACAUGCCAAACAAACAUUCGACCUCAUCGAGCAAUGCUAGACCAAAUGUGCACCACAAUAAUCACCACAACUCGCGGCAUGAUGUGAAGCAGCAGAUGGUAGCUCAGAGACAUUCGAGUAGUGGCAACAAUCAGUCUCGGGAUCCUAACAGAGACCGACAGCGAAUGCCAACUGGCUAUCAUUCAAAUAGCUCGCAUACUUCCGAUCAGGAUGCUAUCAAUUUCAACAACACCAUCGAGCCAUCGACCGUCCAUCCGCCUGAGAAACUUAUCAAUAGUCUCCCGCACAACAAUCGAACGAUGGAUCCUAGGCACAACAAACAACAACUGAUGAAAGACACCAAGCUUUAUAGCAAAUACUCUUCUGAUUCGAGAAUAGCUCGGAAGCCCGACAUUCUUGAGCAGAGAAGUGAGGAGGUGAGGAAACUCAUAGAGAAGCCAUUGCCUCCGCCGAAACCCAGGGCCGAGCAAAUUAAGGAGGAGUAUGCAGCAAUGAUGCUGAAGAAGUCACAUCAGCCUCCGAAGUAUGGCCAUCAACCGGAAAAGCCUCUGCCAAAUUCAAAUUCUGCUGCCAUGGCCGACUCGUCGAAGAUGUUGAAUGUUAGUCAGAAUGCCUUCACAGUCGACAAGUCUCCGAACGCUCCAGUCUCCGCGUCGCAAGUCUCGCACAAGUCGCAAAUGGUGCCGAUGAAGAACGGCAGUUCUUCCUCGUCCUUCAGUCUUGGAACCUUCGACGACUCCAAAUCUGAGAAGAGGCCAAAGGCACACGAGCAACCCGAUCCACCAGUCAAACAACACAGAUCGCUGUUUAGUCCGGAAAAAACAAUCCCACCGCCUUCACAGCAGCAGCAGAGAUCGAAACUCAAACCAAAGGCGGCCCCCGAGCCGAACGUUGAUAUGUUGACUUUCUCUAGUUCCAACUCGACACCACAACUCAACUCAGAUCUAUCUCAACAGCAACUGCAGCAGCAAAGGUUAACGAAUCACGCGUCACAUCAGAAACAGCAGCUUCGUACCACCGUGGAUCAAGAUCAACGAAUGCAGAUUCUCGAACAACACUCACGAAAAUUCAUCUCUAGCUUCAGCGACGCCGUGACGACUGGCAGUAAUCGGUUACUCGACUUGGGGAAAUCAAUGACAGACGACAAAAACUUAGUACCUAAUCUCGAGGAUGCAAAGCAACCACCUCCGGAUAUGGUCAAACCUCUCGCAGAUUCUACUUUAUCGAAUCAACGGUAUAAGCAGCAGCAGCCGUCAACGCAGCAACAGCAGCAAUACCAUCAUGGAUUAAGCAAUGGAUUAGAGUCAAGCUAUUCGAAGCACGAAUACUCGACGAUUGACCCAUCAAAUUUCUUGAUCAAAGCCGAACAGCUGCCGGAACAGCUGUUGGCACAUGAAGAACCAACACUAUCGAAGCUCGAUAACUUCAUGUUCCAGAGUUCGAUGUCUAAUGAGCUGGAUCUCAGUAACAGCAUCAAGCGAGAUAGUUUCUCACCGCUUAAAUCGGCCCAGAGCAUCAGUGCUCUCCUUCAGGAACCCCUCGCUCCCAUGCCCUCGUUGCUCCAGCAAGUCUCAAGCUACGAGCAUCAACAGCAUCAACCUCUACCUGAGCAGAAGGUUGAAGCUUCUUCGUUACCCUCGACUGUCGACAUGAGCGAACUCGUAGCUCCGAUACAGUGCGACGUCGAGGUGCCGGCCGUCAAAGUCGAAGUACCGUCGUCCGAGGGCAAGGACAAGAAGGACAAAGAGCAUCGCAGCAAAUCCGAGAAGAAGAAGAAGAAGGAGAAGCACAGGCAUAAAGAUAAAGACAAAUCAAAGGAAAAACACAAGCACAAACACAAGGAUAAGGAUAAGGAGAAGCAUCGGCGAGACAAGUCGUCGAAAGAGAAAGAUAAGACUGACGAGGGUAAUGGCCAGGCGAGUAGCGCCAAUAGUGGCAACAGCCUCGGCUCUCUCAGCGCCAUACCUAUCAAAAUCACUAUUCCCAAGGACAAGCUCAACCUCAGCACCGAGUCCAUUGGUUCGUCAACCGCGAGCGGCAUCAACAGCGCCUCUUCGGCGAGCAACAACAGCAGCAGUAGCAGCUUGAAGAUAAAAAUUCCCAAGGAGCGACUCAAGGGUACCAUCUCGCCAUCACAACAGCAGCUGCAACAGCAAAUACCAAUUGCGGGUCAAUUACCUUCGGCUCAUGCCGCGCCACCUCUAAAGCUCAAAAUCCGUAAGGAGACGCUAGAUGCCCAGCAGCAGCAACCUUCUUCGCAGCAACACCUGCUGCAGCAACAUCCGGAAGUUACCAAUAGGAAGCGCGAGCGCAGCGAUGAAGGCAGUUUGCCCGCGGCGAAGAAGCACCAGCAGCAGCGGUCAAACAACAACGAGCGGCAAAACGGCCGACAUGCCUACCCCUCGAACAGCACAAACAAGCCGGACCGAUAUUACGAGGGCGUCGAGCUUUUAACUGAUUCGGGUGACGUCGUCGAGGGACUCACGAAGAAUUUUGUACCCACGAGCUACGGAUGAUCGAAUGACAUACUCGUGAAACGCUACGUUCACACUCCGACGAGAUACAGAGAAAGAACAGAGAAUAAGAACGAGAUCAAACACACACAAAUACGAAACGUUACUGUAACGUUGUAACAGCAGUCAGGAUAGAAAAAAUCUAUAUUCGCAAACUUACACGGUUUCGACUCAUGUGAUCAACCAGAGGCAGACAAAUAACAAAAAUCCUAUCUCGUAAGACGACUUAAGUUGUAAGCAAAUGUUGUUGCGCCUGCUGCCAAUUCCGCUUAGCUGCGGAUGUGAUUGUAUUACACGUACACAUACACACACGCACGAAAGAAAGAAUCAUCUUACGGGCGCAUUCCGUAGAAAGUUCGAGAAAGAGUGUAAUGAGUGUGCGAGUGAGCGUUGCCUUGUGCUUUGCGCGACGAAGCCGAUUAAUCUGCUCGUCGCGCGUCAUUUCUGUUGUUACGUGCGACUGUAGCUCGCCGAACAGUUUACCGAAAUAGCAAGUUUGGCACACUAAAUCAAUUUUUAGCAAAUAAAAUGAAACGAUAAAUAAAUCAUCUUUCAAAGUUCUUCGAUUAAUUUCUUGCUUUUUCAGAUAAACGUGCUAAAUCAACGAAUAGAAUUGCUAUUCUAAGCAUAUAAAAUGUUUUUUUUCUUACGUGUAACGUGUAAAACUAUCGCUAAGCAAAAAAAAAAAGAAAAAACAGAUUAUUCGAAAUAACAAAUACUUGUACUUUUUACCCUACCGACGUUGAGUACUUAACAAACUUUUUUCUUAAAUUGAUGGUUUAUAUUAAACUAGCUUACGAUUAUCACGUGCACAACAUUGAAAGGGUAAAAGCUGCAUUGUUCUAUUCACCAUUUAUAAAUGAACCAAAAUACUACACGCAAACAACUUUACAGGUCGUUCACUUAAACGUUUGAAAAAACAAUUAUCUUUAAUUUCUAUAUACAUAAGUUUAUUGUAUGUAUAUAUAAAAUAAUAUCUUGUCAUUCGUCUUAAGAACUGAUAAUCACUCAUAUAAUUCAAAUAUCUGACCUUUUAAAGUAAAGAAAAAAUAAUCGUAAAAGCAUUUUUUUAUUGUUGCUAUAGAAUUAACUUUUUGACUGACUGCAGAGGACUAUCACAAUAUUAAUAAAUUCAUAUAUAUUAGAUGAAUACAAGUAAUAAUGUCCACGAUUUGAUUUUAAAGGGCAAAUAAUAUACGCCACAAAGAUAAAUAAUACAUUUAUUUUUUAUGAGGAGAAUAAAUAUGAUUAAAUUUGUGUUUGAUACAUAGCAACCGUAGAGUAGAAAUGAGAAAAGAAAAUUUGCCAAGAGAUGUAAUCCAUUUUUCGGCUAUUCAAUAGAUACUAAACUAGAUGUUGAAAAAUGAAAGAAUAAAACACUCAAAGAUUCAGUGUAAAACUGUUCGAAAAGUCGUUUAUCUCAUUUCAGAGCGGCCUACAAAAUAAAAUUAAAAAGACGAUUUUCAUGAUAUUUUUUGUACGAUUACUGUAACAUCAUUUCUUUUUCGCUUUUAGAAUGACCGAAUUGUUAUAUUUAUAAGAAGUUAUGUAAAAAAUAAUUAGAACACUGUAUGUACAUAACUUUACUCGACGUAAAGGAAAUUCACACCACGUCAAGUAACAGAACUUGGAAUGUUGAAUGAGUGAACCGAAGGAGAAACGAACUAUCAAUUGUGAUCGAAUUACAUUUUUUCACUGCUAAUAGUAGCAAGCAUUAAUACUGAAAAAAACACUGGAAACUGUAAAUAAAACAAUUAAGCUAGCGUAUAAGUCAUAUAGUUUAUUAUAACCCAACUUUCGCGAUCUGUAAAUCAAUAAAAUAAUCGCGUGAAGUGAAUCUUUUACGUUUAGGAGAGAUUUUAGGGAUACGAGAAAAAAAGAAAUGGAACUUUGGAAUUUAUCAUGAUGUGUAAAAGUGUAAAAGACAAGUGUGAUAGCGAGUAGGCGUUAGAAAGUUUAGGAAAACUAAAUUAAAAAAACCAAAUAGGAGGCGAUGACUUUUUACUUUUGCGAAUCUCGACAGCAAGAUAUAAAAGUAUAGCUUCGUUUCCCUAUGAUAAAUGCGCCGAAAUAAAUACAAUAUGUAAAUUAGUUGAAUACGAAGUGUAAAGUAUGACCCUUUCACAAAACAUACAAAAAAAUUAAAAUAACGAAACGCAAAAAAAUAAACGAAAAGUUGGCAAACGACGAUCUCUUUUCUCUUCGCGGGUUCUCUUUUGAGAUUUAUUUUCAUAAGUAUGCAGGAAACCUACAUAGACGUUCAAAGAAAAAUUGCAAAUUUGAGAGGAAGAUCAGAGACAAGAGAAUCGCCGUUAUCUUGUUUUACGAAAGUGUACAGGAUAUUUUAACAGUGAUCAUACUGAGAGGAAAAUAUAAAAAAAAAAUGCGUUUGAAACUGACAAGUUUAAUGGAGGAAAAAAUAUUUAUAUCUAGCAUGCUAAUAAUUAAUUUAGCGAAUUGAACUUCUCGGUGCGUUGCGACUUUGAAAUUGUAAAUCCAAGGGCCAAUCAGCCGAAAUAGGUUUUAUUUAUAUUAUUUUAUUAUUAUAAGUAAAUUAGCAUCUGAUUAUUUUUUCUGUAGUCAAUCUCUUUAUUCGCGAAUUAUCGUACAGUUCGCUAGUGCGUUCUACUUUUUUUUUAAGUACGUAGAAGCAAGUAAUACUUGUAAAACGUGUAGGCAAGUCCAAAUUGAUGAAAAAAGCUAUGUAAUCGAUGGCAAUUGAGUUGUGUUUGCGUGCGAAAGCGAUAAAACUGAAAAGACGAAAAACGGCAAAAGUAUGAAGUAUGUACUUUAGCAGAGUAGACUUAAUGUUACUUGUUAACUCUUUGGAUGCUUUAUUAUAUAAAUUACUGGCAUAAUAGUAUCUUCUGUUUAACGAUUUUUGUAUAACUUAACUAAUGCAUAAUAAGUUCACUUAAUCUAGAGUAACACAUAUGAUACAUCAUUUGAUUAUUGUUCAUAGCGACAAUGAGUUAAUGUGUCACGUACUGUCAUGUAAAAGUCAUCUUUAGAGCUAAUGAGAACGUUAAAUUUUUCGAUUAAACAAACUGCUGAUUAAAAAAAAUUAUAAAAUAAAAAAAUACACAACACAAAAUAAAUCGUAAUUUUAUAAAUGUAUGUAUGUUCGUUAUUUAAGUGUAUUUAUUAUCGCAACCAAUUCGUAAUUUACUACACGAAACGUAAAUAUACGAUUUUAAAAGGCUGCAAUAAUUUUUUUUGCUUGUGUCUGAAUUCGUGAAUAUAAUUACUUAGAAUAUUAUUCCUUCGAAAAAUUGUGAAAAUGUAAUUCAAUUGCAAUUGAAGAGCAUCUUGGCCACUGAAGGGACCGUCGACAAAUUUUUUCAGAGAAGUAAUCGAUUGUUAAAUAACAAAUUCGCUACUCUCUAGCAAACUGCCGAGAAACUAUACUAUUAUAUGAGAUCAUUUUUUACUUUAAAGACUUUUAUACUACCCACCUACUCGGAUGCAAGUAACUGUCAAUAAAUUUUAUUAUGCAAGUUGCAUUUAGUAGAAUUAAAUUGCAUUCGGUGAAAUUUGCAAGCAAUUAGGCAUCAUAUCGUAUCAAUUGUAAAGAUAGAAAUAGAACAAAAUCAAUAUUUUCUCUACGUAUCGAUGUGACAAUGAUACCAAUAAAAUAUUAUAUUCAUUGAAAAAACUGAAUUAAUGUUUUCAAGAAGUGCAGUAGUUUCAUGCUGCUUUCUGCCGACGGUCCUCUGUAAUGAAUAUGCGCCUUCAACACGAAAAAUGUAAUGAAUACCUGCGUUUAUUUGUGAUAUGCAAUGUCGGCAACAAGAGCCAGGUACAACAAACAAAAGUACACGCGCGCUUGUUUGCACGAACGGGAGUAAAUGAGAGAUUACGAGAUAGUAAAAGAGUACACAGAAACUCGGCCAAUUUAUGGAAACUUCUGUUAAACGCCCACAUGUUCAGGCGAGCAAAAAGUAGUGGGCCAAAGCCUGUGGCAAUGUAAAUAUUAUAAAUAUAAAGAAAGAUCGAGCAAGGUAAAAGCAAGCAAAAUAAGCGGAUGAAAAAAGUACCUAUGAUACUAAUGCUUUUGUGAAAUAAAAAAUAAACGACGAAAAAAAAUACAAAUUAUUGAUAAAGGACACAGUGUUCUUGUUUGUUCCUCCAUUUGCUCAUGCCGUUAGAUAAUUAAUCUCUACUAUUAUGUACCUGUAAAUAUCAAUAAAUUAAUAUUGUA